AUGGAUCAAUUUUUGAACAUUUUCAAGCAUAAUUUUAACAAAGCUUUUCCACAAAGGAAAUCAAAAAGUCACAGCAGUCCAGAAUUUAUUAAUUAUUUCAAAAAAUACAAGCUAGUUUUGAAACGUGUAGUAAAAGAGGCAAAAAUUAAGGAAAAUGACAAAUAUAUUAUGAAGUCAACCAAUAAAACUAAGUCCAUGUGGAAAGCUGUGCAGGAUCUUAUGGGGAAGAAAACAACUCACAAAAAUAUUGUGAUAUCACAUGAUGGCAAGAAUGUCACUGACCCUAGGGUAGUUGAAAACAGUUUCAAUUCUUACUAUGCAACUGUUGCUGGAAAAUUAGUGAAGGAAAAAUCUGGAAAUCCACCUAAUACAACAUGGAAAGAACUUUCAUCUAUUGAAAUAAAUAAUAUAUCCAUGUUCUUCAGUCCAGUAAGCCCAACAGAGCUCCUAAAUACCAUUAAUUCACUGAAGAGUAAGUAUUCAACAGGUAUUGAUGAUAUUCCAGAUUAUAUUAUAAAAAUAACAUCAAGACAAAUACUUUCACCUUUAUUGGACACAUGCAAUUCAUCCUUAUCAUGUGGUGUCUUUCCUCAGCAACUGAAAAUGGCAAAAGUAAUACACCUAUAUAAAAAAGGUUAUCAUCAAUGUAUGGGUAACUAUAGGCCUGUGUCUCUAUUGGCAGGGUUUUCAAAAAUUAUUGAAAAAGUGUUCCUUUCAAAACUAAUUACAUUCUUCGGCAAGCAUAAUAUUAUUUCUGGAUGUCAAGAUGGCUUCAGACCACAGAGUGGACAUCCACAGAAAUAUCUCAGGUUUAUUCUUGGACCUAAAAAAAGCUUUUAUGUGAUUGAUCAUUCUAUACUCCUGAGGAAACUUGAAUGGUAUGGUGUAAGAGGUGUUCUAAAUCAGUGGAUUAAACCAUAUUUGGAAUAUCGCUCUCGGGUAACUGAAAUUAAGUACAUGGAAGGAAAUGAACUCCAGAUACACCUUUCAGAACCAUGUGGACUAAGUCACGAUAUUACAAAAGGAGUGUCUGAAUGGUUUACCAGAAACAGGCUAAUAGUUAAUACCCAAAAAACAGUACUCAUGAAUUUCCACACUGAUCAAAAUAAAAAUCUGGCACAACCUGUAAUAUGUAUAGAUAACCAAAACAUUAGUGCUGUCAAUGAAAAUAAGUUUCUUGGGAUUCACAUCCAGGAAAAUCUUAAAUGGAGCACUCAUAUCACAGCCCUAAAUUCAAAACUAGCAAAAUUUAGCUAUGUAGUAAGAAUUCUCCGCAACAGUACUAGUGCAGAAACAGUUAGGGCUGUAUACUUUGCUCAUGUACAUUCAUCUAAUAUUGAUGAAGUCAGUAACUUUAUUAUAUAUAGUGUCUUAAUUGACUUUCAAGUAUUUGAUCCCAGCCUAUGGAAACUUUUCUCUGGGAAUCACAAGAAAAGCAGAUUGCUGAAUAAAACUUUCACAUUUCCCUCUAUACAGCUAGUGGCUCUGGAUAUACUUGUCUGUUCUAAUGUACAUAAUGCAAGCUUUUUUUUUUUAUAUAAUGCCCUGAGCUAUUCCAGUCGUGUUGUGUUCCUUCAUUCCCAAUUCCUUGGUACAGAUUUUCCAUUCCUCUUAGAAAACUUAUAUGCCUGA
Schistocerca cancellata (South American locust) is the source of this 1632-nucleotide messenger RNA. RefSeq lists its product as uncharacterized. The coding region runs from base 1 to 1632 and encodes 543 amino acids. The record is from RefSeq and is a predicted model, not a curated record. NCBI's taxonomy places the organism in Eukaryota, Metazoa, Arthropoda, Insecta, Orthoptera, Acrididae. The transcript is spliced from 6 exons.